This is a messenger RNA of Coffea eugenioides, 1334 nucleotides long. Its product is annotated as GDSL esterase/lipase At1g54790. NCBI's taxonomy places the organism in Eukaryota, Viridiplantae, Streptophyta, Magnoliopsida, Gentianales, Rubiaceae. The record is from RefSeq and is a predicted model, not a curated record. The transcript has 5 exons. Gene Ontology annotation, molecular function: hydrolase activity, acting on ester bonds. The coding region runs from base 97 to 1239 and encodes 380 amino acids.
GAUAUUCCUUUUUUUUAUGGGGUAUGCCAUCCGGUUGAGUGGUUCAAUUCACAGCCAAAACACAGAAAAGACCUGGAGCUGUGUCUCAGACUGGACAUGGCUUCAAAGGCUUCCACUAUCCACAUUUUCACCUUAUUCUUGAUUUGCAUUCCCUUUUCCAAUUCAAUUGACUUCAAUUACCCUGCAGUGUUCAACUUUGGUGAUUCAAAUUCUGACACGGGAGGCCUUGUUGCUGGUGUGGGAGAAUCCCUUCUUCCACCAAAUGGACAAACUUACUUCAGAAAACCAUCUGGCAGGUUCUGCGAUGGCCGUUUGAUCAUAGAUUUCUUAAUGGAUGCACUGGAACUUCCAUAUCUAAAUCCUUACUUGGAUUCCAUCGGUGCGCCGAGUUUCAAAAGGGGAUGUGAUUUCGCGGUUGCUGCUUCUACCAUACUUCCAGCAACAGCUAAUGCUAUUAGCCCAUUUUCAUUUGGGGUUCAAGUGGACCAGUUCAUCAGAUUCAAGAGCCGAGUUCUUGACCUUCAGCCUAAAGGUAGGAAAGCAGACAAGUAUAUUCCAGCAGCAGAUGUUUUCCAGAAGGGGCUUUACACUUUCGAUAUAGGCCAGAAUGAUCUUGCUGGUGCCUUUUAUUCGAAGACAUACGAUCAAAUUAUUGCUUCAAUCCCAACCAUUUUAGCAGAAUUUGAAGCUGGCAUUAAGAAAUUAUAUGAUGAAGGAGCAAGGAAUUUUUGGAUUCACAACACGGGUCCUCUUGGUUGCUUAGCUCAAAAUAUUGCCAAAUUUGGAACUGAUCCAUCCAAGCUUGACGAGCUUGGAUGUGUCAUCACCCACAAUCAAGCUUCCAAACUUCUAAACCUCCAGCUUUAUGCACUUUGCAAGAAGUUGCAAGGCCAAUAUUCAGACGCAAAUGUUACACAUGUUGAUAUAUUCUCAAUUAAAUCCAAUCUCAUUGCCAACUACUCCAAAUACGGAUUUGAACAACCUAUAAUGGUAUGCUGUGGAACUGGAGGUCCACCAUUGAACUAUGACAGUCGGAUAACCUGUGGCCAAACCAAGGUUCUGAAUGGAACAUCAGUGACAGUGAAAGCAUGCAAUGAUAGUACUGAAUACGUAAACUGGGAUGGAAUUCAUUACACUGAAGCUGCAAAUCAUUUUGUGGCCUCCCAAAUUCUCACUGGAAAAUAUUCUGAUCCACCCUUUGCGGAUCAGAUGCCCUUCCUACUUAAACUCAAGUUUUGAGAACCAAAAAAAAAAAUGAAGAUAUGCUUCUCAUUUUUUCUGUAAUGGAACUAAAUUUAUUGAAGAAUCUGAAAUAAAGAAAGUCAUUUUCUCAA